Molecule: messenger RNA, 705 nt
Organism: Arachis ipaensis
Lineage: Eukaryota; Viridiplantae; Streptophyta; Magnoliopsida; Fabales; Fabaceae
Source: RefSeq, a predicted model, not a curated record
AUGUCGCAUCACCUGGCCGUAAAAGCAGGAGCCAAACCAGUGGCACAGAGAAGGAGGAAAAUGUCGCAGGAAAGGGCAGACGAAGUAGCCAAGCAAACGGCCAGCCUCUUAGAAGCGGGAUUCAUCCGGGAAUUGGAUUACUCGACUUGGUUGUCGAAUGUGGUUCUGGUAGAGGCCGCAAACAAAGUCAUCCUUCUUGGUCUAAAGAAGCGCCUAGACAGUAAAAAAGGAAACUGGGCCAACGAAUUCCCCUCUGUCUUAUGGUCCUACCGGACAACCGAGCAAAGCGCCACGGGGGAAACCCCCUUUCGCCUAACCUAUGGGGUCGACGCGGUAAUACCAGUUGAAAUCGGCGAACCAAGCCCCCGACUACUCCUCGCGGGCAUGAGCGAAGCGGUUGAGAAAGACCUGAUCGAAGAAACACGGGAGAUGGCCCACCUAACAGAAACGGCGCUGAAACAAAGAAUAGCCCUGCGUUACAACGCAAAAGUCCGCAAACGAGACUUCGAAGAAGGGGACCUCGUCCUGCGACGCAACGACAUCGGCGUCCCGGCCCCAGGAGAAGGCAAGCUGGCGGUAAAUUGGGAAGGACCCUACAGGGUAAGGGAAGUACUCGACAAGGGCGCUUACAAACUUGAAAAACUGGAUGGCAAGGAAAUACCCAGAACAUGGAACGUGAGUAACCUAAAGAGGUUCUACUCCUGA